CCCGAACCCGCCUACCACGCCCCCGAGCCCGCUUACCACGCCCCCGAGCCCGCCUACCACGCCCCCGAGCCCGCAUACCACGCUCCGAAACACUACGAGCCCGAAUACCCUGAUGUCCCACCCAAGUACAACUACAACUACGGCGUCGCCGACGGCUACUCCGGCGCCAACUUCGGCCACUCGGAGUCCCGCGACGGCUACAAGACCGAGGGCAGCUACACCGUCGACCUCCCCGACGGCCGCAAGCAGACCGUCAAGUACGUGGACAACGGCGACGGUCUCGUAGCUGAGGUCAGCUACGAGGGCGAGGCUCAGUACCCCGAGCACACCCCCGCCUACAAGCCCGCUCCCCCCGCCUACGCCCCCCCUAAACCUACCUAUGCUUAAAUCGUGGAGAGAUUUAAGACAGAUAAUCAUAUGUACAUUAUUUAAAACCAUUCAACACAGA
Molecule: messenger RNA, 448 nt
Organism: Penaeus vannamei (Pacific white shrimp)
Lineage: Eukaryota; Metazoa; Arthropoda; Malacostraca; Decapoda; Penaeidae
Product: cuticle protein 21-like
Cellular component (GO): extracellular matrix
Source: RefSeq, a predicted model, not a curated record